CGUGGAGUUUUCUGGGUAGAAGCAGGGUCUCUCCGCCCUAGAGGAGGGGCAGGAAUGGCGAGAAGCGGCUGUCUUUUCUGAUUGGCUGAGCGUUUCGUGGCAGUUGGGGCGCGAAAAGCUGAUGACAGUUCGAGGCUGUGGUGGGAAUUACGUUUUCCUCAGAUUCGAGGCGAGGACAAACAUACAGGAAGGGAAGGAAGACUCCAAGGUGUGGCAGAAGAUUCUGAAAACAAGCUAAGGAAGCCAGUUUAUGGAUCCCGUGAACUGUCCAAGUGCUCUGAAAGACUUCUGAAUAUGGAAGGACCCUUGAGGCCAAGGCCUACUAACCCCAGUGACUUCCAGUUUGGAGUGGUUGCCACAGAGACCAUCGAAAAUGCCCUUCUUCACUUGGCCCAGCAGAAUGAGCAAGCAGUAAAGGAGGCUGCGGGACGGAUGGGCAGCUUCAGGGAGACCCGGAUCGUGGAGUUUGUUUUUCUCCUGUCUGAACAAUGGUGUCUGGAGAAAUCUGUGAGCUACCAGGCUGUAGAAAUCCUAGAAAGGUUUAUGGUAAAGCAGGCCGAGAACAUCUGUCAGCAAGCUACACUCCAGCCGAGAAAUAACAAGACAGAAUCGCAGAAUUGGAGGGCUCUGAAAGAGCAGCUUUUCAACAAGUUUAUACUCCGUUUGGUGUCAUGUGUUCAGCUGGCCAGCAAACUGUCUUUCCACUACAAGAUUGUCAGCAACAUUACAGUUCUGAGUUUCCUCCAGGCUCUCGGUUACGUACACACCAAAGAAGAGCUGCUAGAGUCAGAGCUUGAUGUUUUGAAGUCCCUGAACUUCCAGAUAAACCUGCCCACUCCGCUGGCAUAUGUGGAGAUGCUCCUUGAAGUUCUAGGGUACAACGGCUGUCUGGUCCCAGCCGCACAACUACACGCAACUUGUCUGACCCUCCUCGACCUGGUCUAUCUUCUGCACGAACCCAUCUACGAGAGCCUGUUGAGGGCUUCAAUUGAGAAUUCCACACCCAGCCAGCUGCAAGGGGAAAAGUUUGUCUCUGUGAAGGAGGACUUUAUGCUGCUGGCAGUUGGAAUCAUUGCAGCAAGUGCUUUCAUCCAAAACCAUGAAUGUUGGAGCCAGGUCGUAGGGCACCUGCGGAGCAUCACGGGCAUUGCCUUGGAAAGCAUUGCUGAGGUCUCUUACGCAAUCCUGACUCACAGCGUGGGAGCAAGCACUCCUGGGCAACAACAGCCUGUUCCCUACAAGGCAGCCAGAGCUCUGAGGACUGCUGCUUCCUCUAACACAUGAGGCUGGCCAAGCCCCGGCGCACAGCCUUCUGUCAUUGUAUUCUCCUUCUUUCUGUUUACUUUCAUACUCGGGGCACAAAAAUCCCAAGUUUCCUUUGAACAGUAUCUUGUAUUUCAAUUUCAGGCACAUUUUUCUCUACAUCAGAGAUAGUUAUGAGGGAAAAGCAUGUCUCUUGUGUCAUGGCAGGCUGAAAACGUCAAAGAAUUGGACAGUUAGUUUAUGAAAUUGGCUCAUUUUUGUUUAACAAGACAUUUAAUUUUUCCUAAUUUAAUCUAAUAGGGAAUAUCAGAUACAGAGAUAAGUAUUUCUGAGGGUUUUAAAACAGACUUUUGGAUGACCUUGACUGAGUAUCUCCGAAGUAGCCUUUCUUCUUUUGUUCCCCUACAGCUGUUUUUGUUUGGUUUUGGUUUGAGACAGGAUCCCACAAUGUAGCCCUGGCUCGCUUACACCUCGCUGUUCACCCCAUGCUGGGUUGGCAUUCAGGGGGCCACUUGACUCUGCCUCCUGAAUGCUGGGGCUAAGUACCCUCAUGCCUGGCUCACUGCUUUACUUUUUUAAACUAAAACAUGUUUCAAAGAACUUCUACAGAACCGACUGGAGCUCAAUUCUUCCAGAGUAUAAAAUACUCAAAGGAAAACAUACUGGCAUACCUCUUGGUAAUUAACAGACGGUAGCAAAUCCUUUAUUACAAAUAAUUAGAUCUCUCCAUGUCUCAAACAGUAUCAACUACCAUUCUGUAAUUCCAACAGAUAACAGAGUAGGUAUUCAGUACUAGAACUGAGAGGGGACAGAGUUAAAAGUCCCAGCUGCUGACCUGGUGUCCUUUCCCCACAUUACCCAACUGUGUACCACAAACAUCAUCUCAAAACUUUUCUGUUUCAUACUUUAAGUGCAGGAAGUUGAGAGAUAAAAUCCAGUGAAAACACAUCAAUGUCAAUUUAACUUAAAAAAAAAAAAACAAGCAAA
This is a messenger RNA of Meriones unguiculatus (Mongolian gerbil), 2250 nucleotides long. RefSeq names its product cyclin N-terminal domain containing 1 (gene Cntd1). The transcript has 7 exons. Gene Ontology annotation, biological process: reciprocal meiotic recombination. The coding region runs from base 295 to 1284 and encodes 329 amino acids. Lineage: Eukaryota; Metazoa; Chordata; Mammalia; Rodentia; Muridae. The record is from RefSeq and is a predicted model, not a curated record. Gene Ontology annotation, cellular component: site of double-strand break.